AUAUCGUCUGGUCACACUAACUAGCAGCUGUUCAAAACAAACGUGCACGCUGAUAUUUUAGUUGCUUUAUUUGAAACGAGGAAUUAAAGAAUUUCUGUAAAUAUGAGCGACAAUGAAGAAGACGGUCCAACUAAACUGAGCACAGAGCCGGUGGACAAUGCCUGGUCUCUGAAAAUUCCUGCAUUUAAGGAAGAGGACAAUCCACACGGCCUCAUCGAGGAGAGCUCGUUUGCCACACUUUUUCCAAAAUAUCGUGAAAAAUAUCUGCGAGAAGUGUGGCCUUUGGUUCAGCAAUGUGUAGCUGAGCACCAUUUGAAGGCUGAGCUGGAUUUGAUUGAGGGCAGCAUGGUGGUGAAGACAACCCGAAAAACGUGGGAUCCAUACAUCAUCCUUAAGUCACGCGACAUGAUCAAACUUAUGGCUCGAAGUGUACCCUUUGAGCAGGCGAAACGAGUGCUGCAAGAUGACGUAGGAUGUGAUAUAAUCAAAAUUGGCAACCUUGUGCACAAGAAGGAGAAGUUUGUCAAGCGGCGACAGCGUCUCAUUGGUCCCAAUGGUGCUACACUGAAGUCUAUCGAGUUGCUGACAGAUUGUUACGUUCUCGUCCAGGGCAACACUGUUGCAGCCCUGGGCCCCUACAAAGGGCUGCAACAGGUGCGCGACAUUGUGUUGGAAACGAUGAACAAUGUACAUCCCAUCUACAACAUCAAGGCGCUGAUGAUUAAACGCGAACUGAUGAAGGAUCCCCAGCUAGCCAACGAGGAUUGGUCGCGUUUCUUGCCGAAAUUCAAGAACAAAAACAUCAGCAAACGCAAGCAGCCAAAGGUCAAGAAAACCAAGAAGGAAUACACGCCAUUCCCUCCUGCGCAGCCUGAGAGUAAAAUUGACAAGCAACUCGCGUCGGGUGAAUACUUCCUCAACCAAGAGCAGAAGCAGGCCAAGAAGCAGCAGGAGCGUAGUGCUAAGCAGGCCGAGGCCGCCAAAAAGCAGGAUGAGCGUCGCAACAAGGACUUUGUGCCGCCCAAGGAAGAUGGUCCAAAUACUGCUGCGGAUCGCAAACGUCAAAGCAACGAGAACAAAGUAGAUGUGAAUGCGUUGAAGGCAAAACUUCUAAAGGCUAACAAGAAGAAUCGAAGCUGAGCAGAAAACGUAGCAUUAACUUAGUUUUUAAGUCAAAAUUUUGCUAAUAAUAAAACUUAUAAACGCAUAUUCAAUCA
This is a messenger RNA of Drosophila nasuta, 1217 nucleotides long. It is a transcript of the gene dbe, whose product is annotated as KRR1 small subunit processome component homolog dbe. The record is from RefSeq and is a predicted model, not a curated record. Lineage: Eukaryota; Metazoa; Arthropoda; Insecta; Diptera; Drosophilidae. Gene Ontology annotation, molecular function: RNA binding. The transcript has a single exon. Gene Ontology annotation, cellular component: nucleolus; small-subunit processome. The coding region runs from base 103 to 1140 and encodes 345 amino acids.